Saccostrea echinata is the source of this 1386-nucleotide messenger RNA. RefSeq lists its product as uncharacterized. The transcript is spliced from 9 exons. Bases 124 to 1335 code for a protein of 403 amino acids. Lineage: Eukaryota; Metazoa; Mollusca; Bivalvia; Ostreida; Ostreidae. The record is from RefSeq and is a predicted model, not a curated record. Gene Ontology annotation, biological process: regulation of glutamate receptor signaling pathway.
UGUAGCCAUUGAGGUUAAAUGCUUUGAGUGAGGACUAAUUUAACACAUUUCAAAAGAUGAGCGUUGCCAAGAAAGAAUCAAAUUGAUUAUUCGAACACGACUAAAACAGAAAGCAAGACAGAUAUGUAUUUUGUGGGUGGUGCUGUUUACACAUAUUUUCUGAUUAAUGGCUUUUUAAAUAUAUUAUCUGUUUUCUGUGGCGGAGAGGACAUGAAAGUCUGUCGUUCACAUAGUUUUCUGAUUGAUGAAAUAGAAAUGAAGCAUUCCGACAAGAAGCCGGAAGAAAUAUGUGGUAUUCCAAAUCAGGAUGUGCAAAUUUUCAGAAUUCCGAGUGACCUGAAAGAUCCACAACAGAAACAUUUGGUCUUGGGUAUACCAAAAGAGAUCACUAGACUGAUAAUCACAUUCAACGGAGUUGUGCAUGCUAUCGGAGUCAAUGGUUCCAAAGCCAGGCUUUUGUCAUGUUCAGCAUACCAUGACACACUUCUUAUUACAUCAUCUGGAAAAAAUCCAUCCUGUGUCCACGUUUUAUUGAAGCUGAAAUAUCUUACUCAAAAUGUUGGAAGCGUUUGGAUAAACAAGACAGGGAAAAUGGAAGGAAAGCAUAUAAGGCUGAACAAUCAUGAGAACCAACAAUCGAAAAUUAGGCUAAAGAGAAGUAACCCAGAAAAAUCGACACAAAUGCAAUACAAGAGCAUCUCUGCCAAAAUGACAGAUAUAUCCGAAUGUGGAAAAACAAGAAGCUGCUUUAGAUAUCACCCAAUGGACAGUCAUUGUGGACAUAUGAAAUGUUCAUAUUUUCUGAGUUAUUCUUACAAACACAUCUUUGAUGAUAUGGAGUAUGAAUAUGAUUUUGAAUUAAGUGGUAGAACUUCCGGUUGGAUCGCUGUGGGAUUUUCGUCUGAUAAACAAAUGAUGGGUGAUGCACUAGCUUGUAAGACGAACAACGAUCAAACAGAUCCUAUAGUGCAAUCAUACAAAAUCCCAAUGAGGCAAGCACAUCCGAAACUAAGGGAGGGAUUCAAGUCAAAUCUCACAAUAGCUGUCAAACAGAACAACUUCAUGUACUGCAGAUUCUUGUUCCGAGGCGGACAAGGGGACAUGAUGGAUCUGACCAAUGACUGGUUCCAGUUAUAUGGGCGUGGUCCCGUUUCAUACGAUGGAGAUUUGUUAAUACAUCAAGAGACGCCCCUGAUAUCCAAUUUUAAGAUCAGUCUAAUCAAAAGUGUCAACAAGAUGAACGUUUACACAAGCCAAGGAUCUUCCGUCACUUCCGGCUACCUCUGGUUCUUAUGGACCAGUGUCUCUUAUAUGUUGAUUAAUUUUCUUAAUUGAUCUUGGUUUAAAUUUUUCGAAAAGCCACAAAAUGUACAUAAUUAUAGUAAG